AUGUCAUUGCUCGACUACCGCAUCGGCCUGGCCGGAGGAGAUUUGCACCUGCUUGAAGCCCGUCAAGCUCCAACGAGCUGCAACCUCGCCGCCGGCGACCUUUACCAAUACCCCAACGCGACCUCCACUGUCGACGCUUCCCAACCCGUCACAUUCAAGUGGAACACCGCCUGCUCUGGCAUCUCGUCCACGGUCGACCUCUACCUCUACUCUUCCGGCUCCACCGGUCUCAUUCAGGCCUUCCGCGGUCUGAGUUACGCUCAAGGUUCUUACACUGCCACCCUCCUGCCUAAAUGGUGGAACUCGACCACUACCGCCCACCUUCAGGUCAACUUGGUCAACUCGGGCGGCAUGUCUUGGGCUACCACCGGCCCUGCCGGUCCCGUCUGGCAGGUCACGUACCCCGAGUCGGCCAUGUUCCAGACAGUCACCGACCAAGGCGGGGCGGUAAAGACUUCGACUGCUGCCGUCGCCGCGGCUACCAAUUCGGGCGACGCCAUCAUCCAGAACGUCACCAAUACCGAAAAGCCCGGACUCGCCAAGGGCGCUAUCGCUGCGGCGGUCAUUGUUCCCCUCAUCGCGCUCGCCGCCCUCGCAGCCGUUGCGGUCCGGUUCUGGAGGCAAAGGGAGGCGGAGAAGCGGCGCAGGUGGUCCCAGGCUUUGUCGCAUCACUCGGCGAUGGAGUGGGAGAAGGGAGCAAGGACGGGCGAGAAGACGCAAUCUAUCCUCGGCCGACCCUCGCUGUCGACGUACAUGCGCGGCGGUGCUGGGGACGGAGGCGGACGGGCCAGCAUGGCGACCUCGAGCGUCUACGCGGUGGAGAACAACAUGGCUGGCGCGGGAGCGGCCGGUCUCGUCCGACCCAACAUGUCUGGUCUUCGCUCCGUCUCGGCCGACAACGUCAACGGGUCCAACACUAGCGUCCGCUCAUCGGUCGUCAUGCCCAACGGUGACGUCCGUCAAUCCCGCAUCUCCUUCGCCGAGUCUGCCCGCCCCGACCGCCGCUCGCGCAUGUCAUUCGGUGGCGAUAUCCGCGCCCCCAACGCAGCCGUCUUCAAGCUCCCUGCUGGCUCUCGCUCCGCCACCGAGCUGGUCACUCCCCGCGGCAAAGCAUCGGGCUCGGCUAUUGUCAGCGAUGACGAGGAUGACUUGAACAUCUCCCCCACGCAGCGUGAUGGACCGUCUCGACCGCCCAAGGUGGCUGGCGGAAUCCGUACUGGCGCGAGGAGAAGCGUGAUGAGUCUGGUCGGCGGUGGGGACAAGCGAAGGGAGAGUACGGCGUCGGCUUUGAGCCAGCAGGACUUUAGGAGCGCGGUCGACGCUGGCGGAUCGGUAGAUGAGCUGCGUGACCUUGAGGCCAUGAUGCUCUCCCGCCGCUCCGUCAUCUCGCAAUACUCUGCCAACCGGGCCUCGUCCUAUGUCGAGUCUGGCUCCCCCGCUCUCGGCUACGGUCACAACGUUCAAAGCCAAUACUCGGAUGCCGCCAGCCCCGUCAUUCCCCAACACCCUGAUGACAAUGACCGCGUUGAGGACCUCUCUCACUCUGAGAGCUCGCAAAGCAUGUCCAACGGCUCCUACUUCAAACCCCUCCCUUCGGCCGCUUCCACUUCCACCGUCGCCUACGGCCCGGAUCACAUGCUCGCUGUCUACGCCGCCCGUGCUGCUGCCGCCAAGAGCCCACCAGGGUCCGCUGGCUCAGGCAUGAACGUCCCCGCUGCCCCCUUCGGCGCUGGCUCGGCCACCGGCUCGACCGGCAAGAAGGGCGGUAUGAAGAUCCUAACCAGCUUUGGCAGGAAGGAGUCCGAGUCGGCCGGCGGAUACGCGGAUGUCCAGCGCGAAUCAGGCGCACACAGCCCGACAACCGCUCCUAGCCCAAACCUCAGGGUCCCGCCAGUCGUCAUGACGCGCCAGCGGAGCGGAACUGUCGGUCGCGGUGGUCAGCCCAACACGCAAGGCGGUGAUGAUGUCGGACAUGCGCAAUAG
Molecule: messenger RNA, 1983 nt
Organism: Dioszegia hungarica
Lineage: Eukaryota; Fungi; Basidiomycota; Tremellomycetes; Tremellales; Bulleribasidiaceae
Exons: 3
Coding region: 1-1983 (660 amino acids)
Source: RefSeq, a predicted model, not a curated record